CACUGUGCAGGACAGGCCUCAGACACACAAGACCGGCUGCUCCUGCUGGAUUUAUACACACACACACACACACACACACACACACACACACACACACACACACACACACACACACACACACACGCGCGCUCAGCUAGAUAUACUGUACCACCCAGCCAGGGGAAUUCUGUUUCGGAUCUCAGAGGAAAAAACUUUCAGUAACAUGGGAAAAGAAAAUAGAUGGAUUGUCUGGAUCGUUUUGGCAAAACUUGGCACCACUAUUUCUUCGAGCCUUGAACCCUCUUUUUUUGCAAACAGCACUGUGACCGCCUCUCCCCAGCCAGCCACUACUGAAUGGAUCACAGACUAUGCUGACAUUGUGUCCAAGUUCUCCCGGCGCACCGCUGAUGUCCCAGAUGAUGACCUAUGCUACAUCCAGCCCGGCCAUCCAGACUCCAUUGCAGAGUGUGAAUUUAACCCAGAAACACAGACCUUCAUUGUCAUCCAUGGCUGGACGGUCACAGGGAUGUUUGAAAGUUGGGUGCCCAAGCUUGUCACGGCCCUUUAUGAGCGGGAGCCCAGAGCCAAUGUGAUUGUCGUGGACUGGCUGACCCGCGCCAGCCAGCACUACCCCACCUCUGCCGCCUACACCAAGUUGGUGGGUCGCGAUGUCGCCAAGUUUGUUACCUGGAUACAAAAAGAGCUCCAGUUGCCUUGGGAGAGACUUCAUCUGCUUGGCUACAGUCUGGGAGCUCAUGUGGCCGGCAUAGCUGGAGACCUGACUAACCACAAAAUCAGCAGAAUCACAGGUCUGGAUCCUGCCGGCCCCACCUUCGAGCACGCAGACAGCCAGAGCACGCUCUCCCCAGAUGAUGCCCAGUUCGUGGAUGUCCUUCACACCAACACUAGGGGCUCUCCAGACCGCAGCAUCGGCAUCCAGAGGCCCGUGGGACACGUGGACAUCUACCCCAACGGAGGCACUUUCCAGCCCGGCUGCGACAUCCAGAACACCCUGCUGGGGAUUGCAGCGGCCGGCAUCAAAGGCCUCCAGCAUAUGGACCAGAUUGUCAAAUGUUCCCACGAGCGCUCCAUUCACCUGUUCAUCGACUCACUACUGUACAAGGAACAGCAGAGCAUGGCCUACCGCUGUGGCACCAAGGAGGCCUUCAACAAGGGCCUGUGUCUCAGCUGUCGCAAGAACCGCUGCAAUAAGGUGGGCUACAACAUCAACAAGAUCCGCUCCACCCGCAGCACCACCAAGAUGUACCUCAAGACCGGCAAGAUGAUGCCCUAUAAAGUUUUCCACUACCAAGUAAAGGUCCAUUUCUUUAGUAAUGAGAAGCUGAGCUUCACGGAGCAGCCACUGAAGAUUUCUCUGUAUGGAACCCAUGGAGAGAAGGAGGACAUUGAUUUCACCAUACGAGCUUUGAACAGCAACAGUACUGUGUCCUUCCUGCUCACCACUGACAUGGACAUCGGAGACCUGAUGAUAGUGAAGUUCCGCUGGGAGAAAGAUGCCAUUUUCAGCUGGACAGACUGGUGGGGUAGCAACAAGUUCCACAUCCGCAAACUGCGCAUCAAAUCUGGGGAGACCCAGUCCAAGGUGAUCUUCAGUCCUAAGGAUGGAGAGUUUGCCUACCUCAUCAGAGGAGGAGAAGAUGCGGUCUUUGUCAAGUCAAAAGAGGACAACAUGAACCGCAAAGAAAAACUGAUGCUCAAGCUGAAGAUGCAGGGCAGUCUCUUUGGGCAAAACGAGGCGUGAAGUUUAAUAUCGACGCCUGUCAUUCUCACCUCGCACUCAAAACCAAAGCAAAUCCUAGGAACACCUUUGCCAGAAACUGCGCAUGGCAUCAGUCUGCUCAUUUCCUCCAGCCCAUGUUCAUCCUUCACACCUUCAGCCUCAGUGUUGGCAAUUGGUCAUCCUUUUAUUUCACCUCCUGUCCUCUGUUAAGCUGUGUUCCUGGAAAGAUUUUACAAGUUCUGUUCUGCCGUCGUGAUGCACAGACAGUUGGUCAUUUCCAUCUUGGAGUACUGUUUGCUGCACAUCUUUGUAAUCAUUUGUGUAUGCUUAUAAAUAUAUAUAUAUAUGUGUGUGUGUUGUUUAUGCAGAUUUAGAUGACUUUCGAACCCUUGAUAAGAUCUAAUUGUCUUUUGUUUGCCUCUGUGAACUUGGUUGAUUAUUAGAUAAUUAUAAAUGAUCCAGAGUGAUCGGCAUGAUUUAGAAACAUCCUUUGUGUAUUUCAUCUCUAAUAUCUUUUCCUAACCAUUAACUGCCAACAAUCAACAGGGACCAAAGAUGUUGUUACUUUUUACUGAAUGGAGUAUCACAGUGAUCCUUGUAAAUAGCUUUUUUCAAUCAGUAUUAUGUGUAUUUGAACGAGUCAUGUUGAUGUCAGUUCUCUUGAAUCCUCACUUGUGCUUUGAUCGCAUUUUUUUAUUGUGUUCGGCACUGGUCACUUUAAAAGGCCCCCUGCCCCCGCUGACAAUUUGAUCCCCCACAUACGUGCCCUCCAGUCCAGCCAGGUCCUGCUUCCUGUGCUUUUGCUCGUUUUUGAAAUUUGGCCCCCUGACUGUAAAGAAAUAAUGUUCUUCACUAAACACUCUUGGCUAAAUGCUCUGAUAAUUUCAUGAAAGGGUAAAAAAUAUCUGAAAUGGUUUACCUCAUUGUUAAUGCACAUUUCUAUAAGAGAUGCCCUUGUUUUUGAAAGGUCAAACAUUACAAGAAUUGCUGAAAAUAAAUAUGUGAAUUAUUGGAAUCUGACUGUUCUGCGUAACGGCUAUAUUACAUCCCAGGAUUAUGUCAUCUUCUAUUUAUUGAAUGUACGUGUAUAUAUUUGUAUAUCAAGCUGUAAUAUAUUUUGGCAGGUUUUCAUUGCGUGUUUUUAUAGAUGAAGCUUUUUGUGAUUUUAUGCUCAAGGCUCUUUGUCAGAUUUAAGCUAGCUGUUGAGCGUAUUUACUUCCAUAAACUAAAGUGCGGUGCACUGUACAUUAAGAAACGUGAUUUUUUAAUAAAUUGCUACUUCGCACAU
This is a messenger RNA of Lampris incognitus (smalleye Pacific opah), 3008 nucleotides long. RefSeq names its product lipoprotein lipase a (gene lpla). The transcript is spliced from 10 exons. The coding region runs from base 203 to 1741 and encodes 512 amino acids. Gene Ontology annotation, biological process: lipid metabolic process. NCBI's taxonomy places the organism in Eukaryota, Metazoa, Chordata, Actinopteri, Lampriformes, Lampridae. The record is from RefSeq and is a predicted model, not a curated record. Gene Ontology annotation, molecular function: lipoprotein lipase activity; apolipoprotein binding.